This is a messenger RNA of Leopardus geoffroyi (Geoffroy's cat), 1382 nucleotides long. RefSeq names its product TPD52 like 1 (gene TPD52L1). The record is from RefSeq and is a predicted model, not a curated record. Gene Ontology annotation, biological process: positive regulation of MAP kinase activity; positive regulation of apoptotic signaling pathway. Lineage: Eukaryota; Metazoa; Chordata; Mammalia; Carnivora; Felidae. The transcript has 8 exons. The coding region runs from base 237 to 866 and encodes 209 amino acids. Gene Ontology annotation, cellular component: cytoplasm.
AGCGGUGGGCUCCUUCUCCUCGUGGUCCCGGCCAGGUGGACCGGACGCGGCGGAGCUAACCAGAGCGGCAGUGCGGGCAGCCCCGGGGCCCCCACCCCUUCCACGCAGGGCUCGCUACGGGCGCGCAAGGGGAAGGCGCGGGCGGCGGGGCCAGCUGCGUCCCGGGCUCGGUCACCGCUGUCUGCGUGUCUGGAAGCACCGGGAGCAUCGCGGUGCGCAGUCCGAGGUCGGCCACCAUGGAGGCGCAGGCACAAGGGUUGUUGGAGACGGAACCAUUGCAAGGGCAAGAUGAAGACGCAGUAGCCAGUGCGGACUUCUCUAGCAUGCUGUCUGAGGAGGAAAAAGAAGAGUUAAAGGCAGAAUUAGUUCAGCUAGAAGACGAAAUUACAACAUUACGGCAAGUUUUAUCAGCAAAAGAAAGGCAUCUGGUUGAAAUAAAACAAAAGCUGGGCAUGAACCUGAUGAAUGAAUUAAAACAGAACUUCAGCAAAAGCUGGCAUGACGUGCAGACCUCUACUGCCUACAAGAAAACACAUGAAACCCUGAGUCACGCAGGGCAGAAGGCAACUGCGGCUUUCAGCAAUGUUGGGACGGCCAUCAGCAAGAAGUUUGGAGACAUGAGGUCUCACUCCAUCGGCUACUCCAUUCGCCAUUCCAUAAGUAUGCCUGCUAUGAGGAAUUCUCCUACUUUCAAAUCAUUUGAGGAGAGGGUUGAGACAACUGUCACAAGCCUUAAGACGAAAGUAGGCGGGGCGAACCACGGCGGAGGCAGCUUUGAAGAGGUGCUCAGCUCCACGGCGCACGCCAGCGCGCAGAGCUCGGGGGGCGGGCCCCGGCGGGCCGAGGAGGAGGAGCUGCAGUGCUAGGGCCGCCCCCUGCAGCCGCCGCCGAGCCCCGCCCCCGCCCAGCGCGCCCUGGGAUGCGGCGACCAAACACCCACUGCGAAAAACCCAGGCCUUGACCUGUUCUUCGAAUGGCCCCACCGCGGAGUUUCAUAAAAUGAUUUCCAUUUUGUAUCUGUGCUAAUGAACCACUUGACCAUCACACUUAAGUAUUCGUAGAUUGUCAUAAUUUAAAAUAUCCCCACUUCAGCAGGUACACAAUUGGCCAUACCUUUGUCUUUGUGUAAUUCAACCUGUAUUUCCCGUAGCUAUUAAUGACCUGCUUUGAUUUUUGCUUGGACUUACGAUGUGCAUGUUUUUGAAGGCUGAGGGUGAGCACCCCGUUUCAGUUCAGUCACAUGGGCGGGAUGGAGCUCUUUCUGAGAAGUCUGCAGCAACGGGAUGGACUCACUGCAAGUUUCAUCAAACUGCUUGUGAUCGCCCUCACUUGCAUCAAUUAUGUAUGUUUAUUUAAGCAAUUAAAAUCGAUUUUAAUGAUGA